AUUGUCCGACUCCUUCUGCAUAAAGGAGCACGGAUAGAGCAGUCAAGUCCUCUACAUGGAACAGCACUCUGUGCAGCUGUUUCGAGAGCUCGAUUUGAUGUCGUACAGAUUCUGCUAGAGAAAGGUGCAAACGUGAAUGCUGUUGGAAGUCCUUACGGAAAUGCUCUCCAAGCAGCCGCUUGGGUUGGCAAUGUUGCUAUCGUCGAAGCACUACACAGAAAUGGGGCUGAAAUCAAUGCCAGAGGCGAAGGGGAAUGUACAGCCCUACAGGUCGCGUGUUAUGCAGGUAAUUCCGGUGCAGUACGCUCUCUCCUCGUGAGAGGUGCUGGGGUUGAUAUGCCAGGUGGGAAAUAUGGUCGUGCUCUGGAGGCCGCC
Molecule: messenger RNA, 375 nt
Organism: Mollisia scopiformis
Lineage: Eukaryota; Fungi; Ascomycota; Leotiomycetes; Helotiales; Mollisiaceae
Product: ankyrin
Exons: 1
Molecular function (GO): protein binding
Source: RefSeq, a predicted model, not a curated record